CGUUAUAAGUCUGCGCCGCGCUCAUGCGUCUGUUGUGAUGUAGCUGAAGAAAGAAAAACUCCUGGUGAAGCGAUUGAGAUCCACGUGACGCACUAUUGUAAAGAUGUCAUUUAUUAAAGAGGAAAAUGAAGACAUAAAGAUGGAGUUUAUUAAAGAGGAGAGUGAAGACAUGAAGAUGGCGUUUAUUAAAGAGGAGAGUGAAGACAUGAAGAUUGAAGAAACAUUCAGAGUGAAACAAGAAGAAACUGAGGAACAAACAGACCUAAUGGCACUGAAAGAGGAGACUGAAGUGAAUGAAAUGGAAGAGAAAGAUCAAUAUACGAAUCAUCAUGAUUUCAUAAAUGGAGAAAAAUCUUUCAGUUGCUCACAGCCUGAAAAGACUUCCUCACGAAAAAGAGCUCAAAAGGCAGGGACUAGAAGUCACUUCAUCUGCCAACAGUGUGGAAAGAGUUUUAAUAGAAAAGGAAACCUUAAAGCCCACAUGAGAAUUCAUACUGGAGAGAAACCCUACAUGUGCCUUCAGUGUGGAAAGAGUUUCAGUCAAAAAGGAAACCUUAAAGCCCACAUGAGAAUUCACACUGGAGAGAAGCCUUUCACCUGCCAACAGUGUGGAAACAGAUUCACUCUAGAAGGAAGUCUAAACAGGCACAUGAGAAUUCACACUAGAGAGAAACCCUACACAUGCCAUCAGUGUGGAAAGAGUUUUGAUCAACUUGGAAAACUUAAAGUCCACAUGAGAAUUCACACGGGAGAGAAACCCUAUGUAUGCUCACAGUGUGGAAAGAGUUUCAAUGAAAAAGGACACUUUGAAGACCACAUAAGAAUUCACAGUGGAGAGAAGCCUUUCACCUGCAAACAAUGUGGAAAAAGUUUCAACCAAAAUAGAAACCUAUGCAGGCACAUGAGAACUCAUGCUAGAGAGAAGCUUUAUACAUGCCAUAAGUGUGGAAAGACUUUUGAUCAACAUGAAAUACUUAAAGGCCACAUGAGAAUUCACACUGGAGAGAAACCCUACCCUUGCCCUCAGUGUGGAAAGAGUUUCAAUCAAAAAGGAAGCCUUAAUAGACACAUGAGAAUUCAUACUGGAGAGAAGCCUUUCACAUGCUCUCAGUGUGGAAAGAGUUUUAAUAAAAAAAGACACCUUAAUCUCCACAUGAGAAUUCACUCUGGUGUGAAACCCUACUUGUGCUUUCAGUGUGGAAAGAGUUUCAAUCAAGUAGGACACUUUGAAGACCACAUAAGAAUUCACACUGUAGAGAAGCCUUUCACCUGCAAACAAUGUGGAAAAAGUUUUAGCCAAAAAGGACUUCUUACCAGACACACAAGAAUUCACACUGGAGAGAAGCCAUUUAAGUGUUGUCACUGUGAAAAGACUUUCAGAUAUAAAGAAACACUUAAUUACCAUGAGGAUUCGUGUAUGAUAUAACUGUUUUAUGCCAUCAGUGUAGAAUGAGUUUCACUGACAGAAAUCAUCUUAGAAAUCAUGUAACAACACCAGAGAAUAGCCUUUUAUGAGCCGUCACUGUGGAAAGACUUGCAGAAAUAAAGCAAACCUUGAGGUUCACAUAUACCUGA
Ctenopharyngodon idella (grass carp) is the source of this 1575-nucleotide messenger RNA. RefSeq names its product gastrula zinc finger protein XlCGF57.1-like. Lineage: Eukaryota; Metazoa; Chordata; Actinopteri; Cypriniformes; Xenocyprididae. The record is from RefSeq and is a predicted model, not a curated record. The transcript has 3 exons. The coding region runs from base 104 to 1426 and encodes 440 amino acids.